AUGGUGUCUCUUUCGUUGUUGCCAAGGAAGAGCAUACUUGGGUUCACGGUGAACUUCUUGAGUCGGUGCAAGAUCUUACCCAGAAGAAGCAAUGCGACUUCUCUCUCUCGAAAUCUCUUCGUUUGCGCCAGUUAUGAGCAAGAGAAUCUGUCACAGGGACAAUACGAAGAUGGUUUUUCGAAUCGUAAUGUGGUUCAAGCUUCGGAACUUAUGGAAAUCUUGCAGCUUUGUGCUAGAAACGGAGAUAUUACGGAAGCAAAAGCUUGCCAUGGGAGGAUUUUCCGUCUUGAUUUGCAGGGAGAUGUCACUCUCUCGAAUGUUCUCAUCAAUUCUUAUUCCAAAUGUGGUUUUGUGGAGCUUGCUCGCCAAGUGUUUGAUGGAAUGCAUGAGAGAAGCUUGGUGUCUUGGAACACGAUGAUUGGUUUGUAUACCCGGAGAAGAAGGGAGUCAGAAGCACUGGAUAUUUUCUCGGAGAUGCGAAACGAAAGUGUUAAGUUUAGCGAAUUCACGAUAUCGAGUGUUCUCUCUGCUUGUGGGGCAAAUUGCGAUGCCUUGGAAUGCAAGAAACUGCAUUGUCUGUCAACGAAGACCUCUCAUGACCUGAACUUGUAUGUUGGUACUGCCUUGCUUGAUCUUUACGCAAAGUGCGGGCUGAUCAAGGACGCAGUGCAGGUUUUCGAGUCUAUGCAGGACAAGAGCUCAGUUACAUGGAGCUCUAUGGUAGCAGGUUAUGUUCAGAACAAGAGCUAUGAAGAGGCUCUGCUUCUCUACCGUAUAGCUCAGAGAAUGAGUCUACAGCAGAAUCAGUUUACAUUAUCUUCAGUGAUCUGCGCUUGCUCAAAUCUUGCAGCUUUGAUAGAAGGGAAACAGAUGCAUGCUGUUAUGAGUAAGUCCGGGUUUGGCUCUAAUGUCUUUGUGGCAUCCUCUGUAAUUGAUAUGUAUGCUAAAUGUGGAAGCUUGAGAGAGUCUUAUGUAAUCUUCUCGGAAGUGGAAGAUAAGAGUAUUGAGCUUUGGAACACGAUCAUCUCGGGGUUUGCAAAGCAUGCUCGUCCCAGGGAAGUGAUGGUUCUAUUUGAGAAGAUGCAGCAAGAUGGGAUGCAACCAAAUGAGGUUACUUUUAGCUCCUUGUUAUCGGUUUGUGGUCACACGGGUUUGGUCGAGGAAGGAAGGAAAAUUUUCAGAUUCAUGAGAAGCAAGUACGGUUUGUCGCCAAAUGUGGUUCAUUACUCUUGUAUGGUUGAUGUUCUUGGUCGUGCUGGGCUGUUGCCAGAAGCGUAUGAGUUUAUAAAGUCUAUGCCUUUUGAUCCUACUGCUUCCAUUUGGUGCUCUCUUCUUGCUUCUUGUAGAGUCUACAAGAAUCUUGAGCUGGCAGAGGUUGCAGCCAAGAAGCUGUUCGAAUUGGAACCAGAAAACGCUGGUAAUCACGUCUUACUAUCCAAUAUAUACGCGGCUAACAAACAGUGGGAGGAAAUCGCCAAGUCAAGGAAGCUUCUCAGGGACAGCGACGUGAAGAAAGUGAGAGGGAAAAGCUGGAUUGAGGUUAAGGACAAGGUCCACGUUUUCAGUGUUGGAGAGAGCGGUCAUCCGAGAAUCCGAGAGAUCUGUUUGGUGCUAGACAAUCUGGUGAUUGAAUUGAGGAGGUUUGGAUAUAAACCAAGCGUAGAGCAUGAGCUGCACGAUGUGGAGAUAGGGAAGAAAGAGGAGCUUCUGAUGCAGCACAGUGAGAAGCUGGCUUUUGCCAGAGGGUUCUAG
Microthlaspi erraticum is the source of this 1752-nucleotide messenger RNA. The record is from the annotation of a GenBank genome assembly. Lineage: Eukaryota; Viridiplantae; Streptophyta; Magnoliopsida; Brassicales; Brassicaceae.